Danaus chrysippus (African queen) is the source of this 1605-nucleotide messenger RNA. NCBI's taxonomy places the organism in Eukaryota, Metazoa, Arthropoda, Insecta, Lepidoptera, Nymphalidae. The record is from the annotation of a GenBank genome assembly.
AUGGCCUCUCCCUCACCUAAAUCGCCGGAACAAAGUGAAAAGAACAAACAGUACGACCGGCAACUAAGGCUUUGGGGAGAUCACGGUCAAACAGCUCUUGAAAAGGGUCACAUUUGUCUCAUAAAUGCUACAGCGCUUGGUACUGAAAUAUUGAAGUCUAUAGUUCUUCCUGGUGUUGGAGCAAUUACUCUUGUUGAUCAUAAUAUCGUCAGUGACGAAGAUAUUGGAUGUAACUUCUUCUUAGAAAACACAAGCCAAGGGCUCAAUAGAGGAGCUGAAACGCUACGACUUUUAUUAGAGUUAAACUCGUCUGUUCAAGGUCAUGCAGUACAAGAGCCUCCUGAACAAAUUCUGCAAGACAACCCAGACUUUUUCAAAUCUUUCAGUGUAGUUAUUGCAACAUCUCUAGGGGAGAAAACAAUACAAGAAUUAGCAAAUCAUUUAUGGGACAUUAAGGUUCCUUUUAUAUUAUGUAGAUCUGUGGGAUUUUUGGGUUCAUUUAGAAUACAGAUUAAUGAACAUCCAAUUAUAGAAGUUCAUCCUGAAAAUGAACAGAUUGAUUUACGUUUAGAUGUCCCAUUUCCUACACUGGCUGAAUAUUUGAAUGCAUUUAAUAUAGAUGAUCUGGAUUUAAAGGAUCAUGGACAUGUUCCUUGGAUUGUUAUUUUAUAUAAAGCUGUCCAGAAAUGGCAAAUUACAAAUGAAAACAGGUGGCCUAUGAGCAGAAAAGAGAAAAAUGAAAUUAAAGACAUUAUCAGAGGUUUUAUUAGGAAAGAUGAGAAUGGUAUACCUAUUGAGGAAGAAAACUUUGAAGAAGCCUUAAGGGCCGUCAACACUGCAUUGAUCCCAACAUUUCUGCCUGUAAAUAUUAAGGAACUAAUAUACAGUAGUUCAGCGACAAACUUAACAAAAGACAGCUCGUCAUUUUGGAUCAUGUGUUCUGCUUUGAGAGCAUUUAUUGAAGCAGAAGGAAAAGGAAAGUUACCUCUCCGAGGUGUAUUACCAGAUAUGACGGCUUCCACAGAACAUUAUGUAAAACUUCAAAGUAUGUAUAGAACUCAAGCUGCAAUCGAAGCAGAGAUAGUUUACCGUAAAGUUCAAGAAAUAGUGGCUCAAUUACAUUGUGAUAGUAUAAGUGAUGCUGAAGUAAAACUAUUUUGUAGACAUGCACAUGAUCUGCAUUUGAUAAGAGGAUCUAAUAUAUCGUCUGAAUAUCAAAUGGGAACUGUGGCUUCAUACAUAGCAGGGUAUUUAGAAGAACCAGAUGUCAUGAUGGUACAUUAUAUACUAUUACGAGCUGCGGACAUGUUUAGAUCGGAGCAUUGCAGAGCACCGGGCGAGUGGGAACCAGAAGCUGAUAUAUCUAAAUUAAAAAUGUGUGUCUCCAAACUAUUAAGUGAUAUAUCAUGUUCACCAUUCCCAAAAGAUGAUCAUAUUCAUGAAAUGUGUAGAUAUGGUGGGGCAGAAAUUCACAGUGUUUCAGCCUUCCUAGGUGGUUGCAUAGCCCAUGAAGCAAUCAAAAUAGUAACAAAGCAGUAUAAACCUGUCAAUAAUACAUUUAUUUAUGAUGGAGCCUCUACAAACACAGCCACAUUUACAUUUUAA